Cannabis sativa is the source of this 2282-nucleotide messenger RNA. RefSeq names its product beta-amyrin 16-alpha-hydroxylase CYP87D16-like. Gene Ontology annotation, molecular function: oxidoreductase activity, acting on paired donors, with incorporation or reduction of molecular oxygen; iron ion binding; monooxygenase activity. Bases 443 to 1870 code for a protein of 475 amino acids. Lineage: Eukaryota; Viridiplantae; Streptophyta; Magnoliopsida; Rosales; Cannabaceae. The transcript has 9 exons. Gene Ontology annotation, biological process: sterol metabolic process. The record is from RefSeq and is a predicted model, not a curated record.
CCCCCCAGUUAAUUUCCACCUUAAUAGUUAAUAUUGGUGUGAUCUUCACAUUGAUUGCCGAAUUUGUUAGUAGUUAAACCUUGUAUCAAUAAAUUGGCUAAUUAAGUUAUUUAAUUUACUAAAGUCAUUUAAGUUCGUGAGUGAAUUAUGGAAAAUGUAAUAUUUUGUUAUUAAAUCAAAAGAAUAAAUCAGUUAUAUACAACAAUAAUUAAUAUACAUUUUGUUAUAUUGUUCUUAUCUCUUACAAAUUAAGUUAUGUCCGUUUAUAUUUAAGUUACGAUAUGGUUAAUAAUUGAACGGUUUUCUUAGGCUAUAUAAUAAUGUAAAACAAAAAUUUAUAAUCAGUUAUAAUUUCCUAUACAUUUCUUAUUUUCUUUGAUCAUCCUCCUAUAAUUUGGAGGAGGAAUUACUUGUGUUAGAGCAUUAUACACAAAUUGAUCAGAUGUGGAUUACUAGUGUUGUAUUUGGGGUAGUGGGAUUGCUGGUGAUAUGGGUUGGGAAUUGGAUUAGGAAAUGGAGGAAUCCCAAGUGCAAUGGGAUUCUUCCACCAGGCUCAAUGGGAUUCCCUCUCAUUGGAGAAACUCUUCCUCUCAUUAUUCCCAGUUACUCUCUUGACAUUCAUCCCUUCAUCAAAACAAGAAUUCAAAGAUAUGGGACUAUUUUCCGAACAAGCAUAGCAGGACGACCCGUUAUAAUGUCAGCUGAUCCAGAAUUCAACAAUUUCAUUUUACAGCAAGAAGGGAAGCUAGUUGAGUUAUGGUAUAUGGACACCUUUUCAAAAAUCUUUGCACAAGAUGGUGAAUCUCGAACCAGCGCAGUUGGUACAGUACACAAGUACGGGAGAAACAUAUUUCUCAAUCACUUUGGUACUAAAAGCCUAAAAGAAAAACUCAUACCUCAGAUUGAACAAGUAGUCAACAAUGCUCUCACUUCAUGGUCAACUCAAGAUUCUGUUGACAUUAAACGAGUUGCUUCAGCUAUGAUUUUAGAGUUUAGCGCCAAGCUAGUUUUCAGUUACGAUGCUGAAACUUCACCUAUAAAUAUAACUGAAACUUAUAGUAGAAUCAUAAAUGGUUUCAUGUCUUUUCCUUUGAACAUACCUGGCACAGCAUACCAUCAAUGUCAAAAGGACCAAAACAAAGUAGUGUCCAUGUUGAAGGAUAAGCUAAAGGAGAGAAAGAAUGCGCCCGAGUUGAAUCAUGGUGAUUUGUUGGAUCAGAUUUGUAAGGACAUGGAAAAAGAGAAAUUCUUAUCUGAAGAUUUCAUUGGUCAACUGCUUUUUGGGGGCUUGUUUGCUACAUUUGAGUCAGUUUCAACUGUGAUUACAUUAGCAUUUUUGUUACUUCCAGAGCAUCAUUCAGUAUUGGAGGAGAUGAUAGCAGAGCAGGAAGCAAUUCUCGAAAGCAGAGAAAAUACAAGCUCUUCACUCACAUGGGACGAAUACAAAUUGAUGCCUUUUACUCUUCAUGUUAUCAAUGAAAUUCUUAGGCUGGGAAAUGUUACACCAGGAUUAUUACGCAAAGCAAUCAAAGAUAUCCCAGUUAAAGGAUUUACUAUUCCGGCUGGGUGGACCAUUCUGCUGGCCACCUCUGCUCAGCAGUUAAGUCCAAACACAUUCCAAAAUCCGCUUGAGUUCAAUCCAUGGCGUUGGAAGGAACUCGAUUCCGAAGUUAUAUCAAAGAAUUUCAUGCCUUUUGGUGGAGGAAUGAGACAGUGUGCAGGAGCUGAGUAUAGUAGGGUGUUCAUGGCAACCUUUUUCCACGUCUUGCUCACCAAAUAUAGGUGGACAAAAAUCAAAGAAGGAACUAUUUCUCGAAAUCCUGUUUUAGGAUUUGGGAAAGGCAUUCACAUUAAAUUUUCUAAGAUGUAAAGAGCGAAAGACCAAAGUGGCCUGUCAUUAAAUAAAUAAAUGUCCUUCUUUUAAAAACUUGUUACAAAAUGAACAAAUGCCAAAAUAUGAAAAUUAUGCAAAUGACUUACUCCUUAUUUUCUAUGGUAUUUUGGCAUAUGUAAUAAUGUUAGAGACACUUAAAUUACACAUAAUGUUUACACACAGUGGUGUGUAUUUAAUUUUAGUCAUAUUAGUGUGAAAAAUUAAUGAACCUAAUGUAUGCAAUCACCCAAGUAAUAUAAUAAUAAGUGAAUAGUCUCUUCAGGGAUUGUAAUUAUAUAUCCAAUGCAAUUAUCAAUUACCCUCAACAUAGAGUAUAAGAAAAAUAAAUUGGUGGUUUAAUGAUAAAAAAAAUAACUUGGUAGAAAUUAAAAUUUGCUUGAAAUGUGAC